UGGCGGUCGUGUAUACACCCAGAAGGCGCGUUAUAUUUGUACAAUGACGACAAGAGGACGUUCUCUGAAGCAAACAUGGAUGAAGCUUCGUUCCGCUUGAUGGACCGAUGCAUGGAUGCGUUAUACGACCUGGCACGGACGAAGUUAGCGAACCUCAAAGCUGAGGACACCGAGCUCUUCGUACAAGUAGCGCAACCACAAGCGAAUUCUUGUCAAUACUACUUCGUCAACCAUUCAAACCGAACGCUCUUCUGGCUGCACAAUCAUAAUGAAGCAACAGAUGACAUUUUUGAUGGGCUUAGAGGUGUCCGCGAUCCGAGUCACAUUCGAUGUGCCUUGGAGUCUCAGUACUGGAUGCACUGCGAACGCUACCCAAAUCACAAGCUGGAUCGAGUCAAGCUCCUGAAAGAACUGAGGGAAGUUGUCGUGCAUGCGAGUGCAGAGAUCAUCACUUCGGAUACUUCUGUGUCGCCUUUUGGUGCUGACGAACUUUCGCGAAUCCUAGAGCUAGUUAACCAUCUUCAAGGUGCGACACUUUAUACUCGGUGUAAUGUACCCAGAAGAUUCACUGUUUUAACUGUAGCGAGGUUCAUGCAUUACUUCUGUAGAUCCAAGUAUUUCAAUUUCUGCGGUCUACCUUGUGCUCGUCUCGAUGCCGACAAAUCUGUAUACAACGAAGCCACUAGCUUCGAUCCACUGACCAGCAGUCUUUCUUUGGCCCUUGACGCCAUGCUGUUUUGGGCUCCGCGAGCACAUUUGAACGACCUUCGAAGAGUAUGGGUGGAUAAGUGCCUCAACUCGCCGCGGUGGAAAGACUACAACACGAAAAUCAUGGCGGAGUGGACCGGAAUCUCGAUAUACUCUACCGUCAUGUUAGCCGUAGAUGUGAGUUUCCUUGCAGUGCCGAAUGUGAACAUCAGCUCGUCGCAGUCGAUCGGAAUCAUUGCUACCUAUCUCUCGAUCAUCUCCAUCACUGGCUCCUUGAUCGUCUCAGUCCUGUUGGUCCGUCAAAACCAGAGAUAUGGUUGUGAAUCAGCAGACAAAGCAGUAAACUUCCUGUACAGUAUGACGGGCACGGUUUUCGGGGAUAAAGCCCUUGCGACGGUCAACAGUCUCCCUUAUGCCAUGCUCAUGUGGGGGAUGAUCUACUUCUCAACUGCUCUGCUGUACAACGUGUUCAAGUCCACGACGACGUCCAUGUUGGCAUCGGUUGUCAGCGGAUGCGUGGUUGUUACCAUGUUCAUUCUAUGGUUCAUCUGGGCAGCAAGAGAGGUUCAUAUUUUCACGCGAUUGGCUAAGCUCGCCCUUCCUGCCAUAGCACGAUAG
Molecule: messenger RNA, 1326 nt
Organism: Suillus paluster
Lineage: Eukaryota; Fungi; Basidiomycota; Agaricomycetes; Boletales; Suillaceae
Exons: 10
Source: RefSeq, a predicted model, not a curated record